This is a messenger RNA of Vigna unguiculata (cowpea), 2283 nucleotides long. RefSeq lists its product as uncharacterized. NCBI's taxonomy places the organism in Eukaryota, Viridiplantae, Streptophyta, Magnoliopsida, Fabales, Fabaceae. The record is from RefSeq and is a predicted model, not a curated record.
GUAAGAAAGAUUUAUCUCAUCCUAAUAUCGAACUGUGAAGGUGAAAGAGAUAACAAAACAGUGAAGUUGGUUCCCCAUUAUCAAAACAGGGGAAAGCUCCCUCUUUCUUGUCUUUUUCUUUUGCUGCUGCUACUGUGUUACUGAUCUUUGCUCACCAACAGGGGUUUAGAUUUGAACGCAAGGGUAUAUGUUCUUAUCACAACAUAUCAAGCUUCUCAUGAUUAUUUCUAGUUAAUGUUCGUUAAUUGCCUACAUGUGAAUUCCAUGAGCUUUAUUUAAUUUUUUAGUUGUGGGAGCAAAAGUUUCUGGCUUUCAAGAUUUCUGGUGGUGUUAGGCUUAGUCAACUGGUUGUAAAUAACUACUGUUCUGUGCACGACCCAAUUAUUGAGAUUUAAGAUUUUGUUCUAGUCUGUUUCUGUUCACCAUCUUCGAGGAUUAGGGUUUUGUGUUUGAGUUCCAAGAAUGAAUAGUUCGGGUUUGGGUGGUGGAUUUUUAUCUGGUCCCAGUGGGGGGAUUUUGGACUUGGAAUCUUCAUUUCAUAGACAUCAACAGACUCAACUUGGUCAUCCAUCAAUUACUGGUCAACAACACUUGAAUAUCAUGGGUGGUCUCGAAAGUGAUCACCCCAUUGGCCUAAUUGAAGUGAAAAAUUUGAAUGCCGGGUUGAAUUUUGGUAAAGGAAAGACAAUUGCUCCUUCCAAUAGUAAUGAGUUGAGUGACGAGGAUGAGCCUAGCUAUGCAGAAGAAGGGAAUUGUGAGAACCCGGAUGGUGGGAAGAGCAAAAAGGGGUCUCCUUGGCAGCGAAUGAAGUGGACAGAUAAUGUGGUUAGGCUUCUUAUAACAGUGGUGAGUUGUGUGGGUGAUGAUGGCACUAUUGGGGGCAUGGAUGGUCAUAAAAGGAAAUCUGGGGUUUUACAGAAGAAGGGCAAGUGGAAAACAGUCUCUAAGAUAAUGAUAAGCAAGGGUUGCCAUGUGUCGCCUCAGCAGUGUGAGGACAAGUUCAAUGACUUAAAUAAGAGAUACAAGAGGUUAAAUGACAUACUUGGAAGGGGAACUUGUUGUCAAGUGGUUGAGAAUCCUGCAUUAAUGGAUUCAAUACCUAACCUGUCAGCUAAGAUGAAGGAUGAUGUCAGGAAGAUCCUGAGCUCAAAACACUUGUUUUAUAAGGAGAUGUGUGCCUACCAUAAUGGGCAAAGAAUACCAAAUUGUCAUGAACUUGAUUUACAAGGUUAUUCUAUGGAGCAUGGGAGGGACUCAAGAGAAAAUAAUGGAUCUGAGGAUGAAGAUGAGGAGAACAAUGAUAGUGAGGAUGAUGAGUUGGAUGAUGAAAUUAAUAUUAAUGCACACGAGGAUGGAGGGAGGAUGCAGGAACUCUGUGAUAGAAAUACAUUAAGCGAGGAGGAUGGCCAUUUUGGCCCACAAACUUCUCGGAUGGACAAAUUUGAGGUUGAAAUGGCAAGAGUUUUUCAAGACCCCGGAAAGUCAUUACGGGAACAAAGAGAGUGGAUUAAAAUCCAGAUGUUGCAGCUUCAAGAGCAAAAUAUCAGCUACCAAGCCCAAGCUCUUGAACUUGAGAAACAGCGGCUUAAGUGGUUAAGAUACUGCAGCAAGAAGGACAGAGAGCUGGAGAGGCUGAGAUUGGAGAACAAAAGAAUGAAAUUAGAAAAUGAGCGCAGGAUCUUGAAACUGAAACAAAAAGAGCUAGAGACAGAUUUCAGUACAUCUGAGAUGCCUUUAGACCCUGCCUCUAUAGGAAUGAACCGGCCGCAGGGGAGGGAACAUAUCAGCUUAGGCAGACAACAGUAGCUGUUUCUCAGAAAGGAUCAGCCGUUAUUGCUUAAAUGAGUGCUGUGGCGCUAGCAACUUAGCUGAGAUGCGCAAAUUCAUUUGGAAUGUGAAUGUUUUUGCUCAAGUAGUUGUGUGCUUUACCUCAUUUAAUCACUAUAAAUUGGCAUGUGGGAUUUUGCCAGUAUGACAGAAAAGAAGGAUGUUGCUCCAAGACACUUAGCUCUUAUUGGUCAUCAAUUCACCAUUGAUGUGGAUUUGACUUGUUUUUGUCAUCUUAAUUGUAACUGUUAUUGUUGUAUCCGCAUGCCACAUGCGUUAUUUUUGGCCUUAAAGCUGCAUAUUGUACACAAAAAUAAUUGUGCAAUUCGGGGAAAAAGGUUACAAGCAUCCCUGGGAGUAUGCACCGACUUGAAUCUGUAACUUUUUUUGGUACAGACUUUAUUAUAACUUUGUUACGUUAAGUUGCUACAUGAAGAAUGUUUGAUUCAUUUUUAA